Durusdinium trenchii is the source of this 7038-nucleotide messenger RNA. Lineage: Eukaryota; Dinophyceae; Suessiales; Symbiodiniaceae. The record is from the annotation of a GenBank genome assembly.
AUGGGCACAGGAGGACAGUGCUACACCAACACAGAUUGGAAACACAAGCUUGCCAAUCUCUUGGCUGGUGGCAGCUCCAACUUUUUCGAUACCUUCUUCAAGGUCUGGGAUGACCUGUCUCCUUCUGCUGGCUGGAUUUUUUGUUGGGGUGACCGCAGUGGCUCGUGGAUCGUGGGCAACACCUACGGCACGAGUGGAUCCCUCUAUGAUUCGUACCAAGGCCUCACGUACUUGCGAAACCUCUUCAUUGACCCGCAGGAUUCACAGGACUGGGGCACCGUUGGCUUAUACAUGGGCUUCUUUUGCCCGGCAGGUUCAUCUGUGGAUCAAUUUACCGAGCUCAAAGCAGGAUUUGCUUUCAACAAGUGUGACUCGGGCCUGAACUUCAUGUUGUCCAUCAGCGCCGACACCAUGGAGUGCUUCGCGGACAAGUUCGCGCCGGGGCUCUCGCGCUUGGCGGGGCUGGUGCCCGAGCUCAGCCUGGGCAUCUCAGUGGACCGGAAACUCUCCAAGUCGGUGCUCUUGGCCCAUGGAGAUGGGGAUGAUAUCCGAGUGAAUGGUGUCACGCCGCUCGGUGGCUUUAUCCGGAUCAAGCCUCAUCUCGCCAUGAGCAUUACAGCGCGUUUGUCCGUGGGGCAGCUGGUGGGUGCAGACGACACCAUCGGCGACAUUUUGGCGGGAGACCUCCAGAUGCAGGUGGCGCUGGGCUUUGAUGGCAGUGAGAAUGUGGUGAGUGCGCUCAACUGGCUCUCCAGUAGUGACCUGGGCGAUUCCCUACCAGACCUCCUGGGCGGUGCCGCCUCUGCUUACUACGUGGGCCCGGCCGCGGCGGCCGCUGGUUUGCGGCAGGCGGGCGCGUCCUCCCAGGUGGUGAGCCUGGUGGAAGGCAUGCAACGAGCCACCCUGGUGCAGAGUGUCACCGGCUAUGUGACCUUUGCGCUCAGUGGAGUCUCCAAUGGGAUCUUGCCAGACAUGUCCUUCCAACUCACCCAGGUGAAUCUCAUGUUGAGGAGUGGACCAGCAAGCAGCAAUGAGGAUACCAACGUGGCUGAAUCGCAUUUGCCUGGGAUGUAUUUUUAUCUCUCAUCAGACCUAGGCUCCUUCGUGCAGACCAUCGUCCGGACGGUCUUGGGGCAGGUUGGGGGCCUGUUGGAUGUCAUUGGGGUGAACGUGGACAGCGGCAUCUCCUUGACUGCCAACCAAGGAAUUGGCUUCUUCGUCAAUACUGCUGGAUUGGGCUUCAUCACCACGGUGAAUGUGGGCAACUCCGCUACUACGGUGCGCUGCGCUUUCAAGUUCGGGAAUCAGAAGUUGAAGUGCAAGGCUCGCCUCGGCUGGGCCGAGCUGUUUCUGCAGUCCGGCAAGUAUGUUGUGAACAAGAUCAACAACUUUGCAGGCAGCGGAGCACAAGAAGUGGCAACCUUUUUCAAGGAGAAUGUGGGGGGUAAUGGCGCCAAAUUUGCCAAGAGCGUGGUGAACAAGGGCAAGAAAGUGGCCAACAAGAUCAAGUGCAAGCUCUCCAACCUGCUGGGCGGCAAAUGUGGUAAGUCGGGUGGAAGUCCUUCCAGCUGUGGAGAUGGCACAGAGUAUGUCAUCAAGAACGAGCAGGAUCGAUGCUUUAUGGUCUCACCAGAUUGCUUUGAGCCAGAUUCUUCUGGUAAGGUCUAUUGGCGAGAUUGCCGACCUGCCUUCGACGAAUGCACCCACACGUCAAGCAGUUAUGCUGAGCAGAUGAAGAGCUUUUGGUACUUCACCAAAGAUAAAUUCCUUUGCAACGAGUACCUCAACAACAUGUAUUUCGCUGAUAUCAGCGAUCCAGACAACAAUCCCAAAUGCAUUCGCCUGAUCGAUCAGACGGUGGUGUUUUCGAAUUCUCCGACGCGAAUCCAUAUUGCCAAGAAAAGCACCGAGAGGUUUCGGAUCGCUUUCGAUGGUGUCACUGGCCCGUACGGGCAGGUUUGCUUCCAAAGCUCUUCUGCUGGCAGUUUCCUGAACCAGGGCCGCCGUCGGAGGCGCUAUUGGCAGCAGACCUAUGUCAGAGGCUAUGACGGUGGCCGUCGGAGGCGCAGAUGUGACAAGGACAGGGAUGGAGCCAAUAAGAUGAGGAUCUAUCAAAAGUUGGAGCCGGGGAACGGAGGCAACUAUGAGAAGGAAAAUGGAGAUCAACAAUUUCACAAUGGCUGUGCAAAGACCUCCUCGCACAUGUAUGAUGCUGGUGAGUUAUCGCAGGAUUUGCGAGACUUUGGAGGAGCCUCAUGGGCAGUGUCAGAUAUCCUGGAGGCUGAGGUGCCCAAAGUUCAAGAUCAGGAGCUUUACCAAUCCCUGGCGGACGCUGCAUCGGCCAGAGACCUGGAGCAGCUGCUGGAGAUCACCGACGCGCACUUGACAGAGCUGAGCAGCAUCAAUGCUGCAUUUGCCUUGAUCCGCGCGGCGAGGAUGCUGGAGGCGGAAAGAAAGAGGAAGGAGGAGGAGCAGAAGCCGCCCAACCCGAAGCUCCUCAACCUUCUCCGACAUGUAGAAGGUAUGGUGCUGACGGAAUCGCAUCGCAGAGGAGGCUUUGAACGCGCCGACGAGUCUGAGGACUCCUCUGACGAUGGCGAGGACCAAGGGCUUCAGCUGGCGUGGACCCUGUCGGCCAUCAGUUGGGCCUUGGGCCUCCUCCGCUACCGGAAUGACGAGAUGCUCUUUAGCCUUGCCAGUCUGGUGAAGCCACGCUUUCCACAUUUUAGUCCACACCAGCUUCAGAACUGCCUCUGGGCCUUUGCUUCCUUGGGCAUGAAAGAGCCUGGGCCCUUCUUUGGGGCAGCUGUUGAGACCAUCGAGCCCAGAAUUGCUGAUUUCAGCAAGGAGAGCUUGGUGGCGAUCCUCACCUCCUUCGCCAAGGUCAAGGUCUUCAGCGCGAACCUGUUCGAUGAUGCGGCCGAGGUCUUGGCGAGCGCGGGUGAGACCCUGCGGCCUCAGGACAUUGCGAACUGUACCUGGGCUUUUGCUAUGUCUGGGCACCCGCACCCAGAAAUCUUCAGAGGCCUGGGGAACUCUGCGAAAAAGCGCCUGGAGGAGUUUCAGCCGGAACAGGUGGCGCUCUUGGUUUGGGCCUUCGCCUUCGUGCGCUACCGAUCCGAAGAGCUCUUCGAGGCUGUAAAAUGCGAUGUGGCUCAAAGACACCAGGACUUUACGCCAGAUAGCCUGGCCAACGUCCUGCAAGCCUUCGCUUUAGUUGGUCAUCGAGGUAGCCAGGUGAUCCUCGAGGCGUCCUCCAAGUAUAUCAUCGCGAACAUGCAGGCUUUCAGGCCAAAGGCCUUGGCCAAGCUGGUGUUCGCUAUCAGCCAGACACGCUAUGCCAAUGCGACUUUGUCAAAGGCCAUCGCAUCGGAGUUCCUGCGCAUCAUGGAAGAAAUACCUGGGCCCAUGUUGACAGCCAUGCUGGUGGCCUUCUCCAAGGUGCAGUUCAACUCCUCGGAGUUCUUCCGGCAGGCCGCGGCCAAGGUGGCUCCGAUUUUGGUGGACUUUGAAUCGUCCGCCUUCGUCAGAUUGUUGAAGCUUUUCGCCGCCAACGGUGGCAUCGACCAAAGCCUUGUCCAGGACAUUACCGAGGAGGCCAUCGAGCGAAUCCCCAACCUGCGUGCCUCCGAGCUGGUGAUGCUCACAAGGACCAUGCUGUCGAUGUGCCAAGCCUCACCUCAUCUUCUCGAAAACUUGGCCGAUCACGGAAGCAAAGUGCUUCCUCAGAUGUCGCAGAAGGAGUUGGCGUCCUUCAUUCGCUCCCUAAGCGGCAUGGGUCUCACGUCUGCUUCGAGCACGGGCGAAGCCAUCUUUAAGCAGGCAGCGAUCAAGGCCGCUCGGCAUCUCAUGGCCAAGAAGGAGGACCGGCGGUCCAAGACCUCGGACAUCGCUUGCUUGUCACGAGCCUUUGCUCGUGCAGCGUCUGCCACGGGUCCAGUGGCCGACAAAUUUCAGGCUGCCGGCUCCGAGCCGCCUUCAGAACUGUUGGAGGUGAUCAAAGGCUUUUUGCAAGCAGCGGUGAAGGAGGCGCACUUGCGGGACGAGUUCCGCGCUUCCCCGUCCUGCCUCGUGGGCGUGCUGUGGGCCGCCUCGCAGUGUGGGGUGCCCUGUGAUACUCUGACGCAGGUGGCCAAGGGCGUUUUGCUUCCACCCGAUGCCGGCGACUCCAGCCAGCUCCGGAAACUGCAGCUGCCCGAGCUGGCCGAGCUAGCGCAGGCCUUGACCUCACUGGGCGUCGAGGUGCCGGAGCUCUACCGGGCCAUCUCCGACGUGGCCAUUCAAUGUCUGCAGGAUCAAGCUAGCGAUGUAGGGGCGGCCCAGGAAGCGGUGGCUGGCGACCACGUCUUGCUCCCGCUACGCAUUGGCGAGGAAGUGGCCUUGAGCGGCACCCUCCAUCUCCGCGUGCUGCGCGGCGCGGCGGAGGUCUGGGGGUCCAGGCUCUCCAACGAGUUUCGACGCAUCGUGGUGCCUCCCUGGUCUCCGACGCCCCGACUUCUGGCUUUGCGCGGAGCUGACGAAGACGUGGCAACGUCUGAGCCGGCAGAGAUUCGCUCCUUUCUGGAGGCCCGCAAGUGGCCAGUGGUCCUUUGCCUCCGCGCACCCCGCGCGGUGGACGCUGCGAGUACCGCCGCGCCUCGCAUCACCGAGCUUCAACGCCUUCGAGAGGCGCUCGCAUCGCCUGAAGCGCGGCAUCGCCUCCGAGCGCAUCGUGCAUGGCCGAAGAUCGUGCAGCACUUCGUGGAACAGUGUAUCCGUGGCUCCAGUCACGAAAACCCUGCGGUGUUACUGGUGAUGGGUGCGAAGGGAGUGGGAAAGUCCACGUGCUGCCGCUUCCUGGUGAACCGGCUCCUCUUGCAAGUUCCAGAAGUCUAUUUCUUAGAAACGGACCUGGGUCAACCGGAGCUGGGACCACCGGGAGUGGUCACUCUGCACCGGAUCAAGGACCCCUUGCUGCAGGUGCCUCAUGCGGAGCAGCAGCUGCAUGAACGUUGUGAGGCCUUCUUCGCUGGCGCUGCCACACCACAGAGUCAUCCAGCUCUCUAUACCGCCUCAGUGGCCAAGGCCUUUGAAGCUUAUUGCGAGAUCAUCAAGGGUCAGGUGAGACCUCCACCGUUGAUGGUGAAUUCUCAUGGCUGGGUCACAGGCCUGGGCCUCGAAAUGCUUCAGCAGAUUGUUGCCACCGUGGGUGCCCAGCUGGUCCUUCGUUUGCAGACCACCUCCCCGCGUGCACCGCGCGGAACGGCGGAAGCAGCGAAACGGUUUGCGAGGAGAAGUUCUCUCUCCCGCUGUGGACCACUCGCCCGAGCACUGGCGAGACACCAACGGGGGCCUGAUGGAGAGCCCUUGUUGACCCCAGAGAAAGAGUUGGUGUUGGUGGACAUCGAGUCAGCCGUCCCACGCCAUAGCCACUCUCCUACUGCUGUGCAGUUGCGAUGGCUUCGCAUGGCUGCUCAUUUCAAACCGAGCCUGGACCCUUGCCGUUACGCUGAGGCCAUGGCAAUCCAGGAUUUCUUCUCGGAUGUACCCAGGUGGCACCUUCCACUGACGCGCUUUCGUUUUGGGCUUUUUGCUGGGCACUUGCUGCCCAGCGAGGUGGAGGCUGCCUUGACGGGCGCCGUGGUGGCCUUAUGCUAUGACGCUUGGGAACCCAACAGUCGGGCCGUGGCGAAGGCACCAGCAGAGCUUGAGAUCUUUGAGCCACAUGAAGCGCCAAUCAAGUUCCUGGCCUAUGCCUUUAUCCAUUCCUUCAACUUCAAGACAGGCGAGCUGGUGGUUUAUGCCAACAUUUCUGCAGCAAAGCUGAAACAGGUGAAUUUGCUCCUGCGUGGAGAAGUCACCUGGGAACCCAACACCACAAAGAACUUACAGUUGGGAGAUCAACGAGUUUCGCCACUGCAGCCUUACUCAGCACCAUGGCUGCUGGAGGGCCUGGGCGUUGGCACCCGGGUGAUCAGUACCAAGGUGAUCCCAGAGAAACGUUUGGUGCCCGCUGCUGAGCUGCUACGCUUCUUGGCCACUGCUGGGUUGCUGGCCUCUGGCUUGGCACGCGCGAUCUCCGAAAAGGUGCUGGAGGCUCUCACGGAGGCGGAACAUGGGAAGACGAAGGUGCCAGCCUGGGUCAUGGCACGCUGCAUUGCUGGCCUCGCCAUCGCCGUCCAGGUGGAGCCCGUGAUCUCCGCGCUGAAAGCGCUCUCGCGCGCGGCGGCGCCCCGUGCGGUCGAGCUGCUUCCGGAGGAGAGGGCCUUGAUCUUCUGGAGUCUCAGUUUGCAGAGUUGUUACGAGGCCAUCUUCGAUUCGGUCCUGGAACAGACUCCAUGGACCUUCUGGGCGCCGAAUCCCAAGGAAGAGUUCAUCGUAGAGGACGGUAACGUCAUCCCCAGCGGGAAGCUCAUUGCUCUUUGUCAGGUUCACUUGGCGGAUCUCGCCUUGCAGCUCGAGGGCGGCCGCAAUCGCAAGGGACUGUCGCCGGCACAGAGGCAACAUGUCCUGGAAGCGGCUGGAUUGAUGCAGCGGAUGAACCUGGAUAAGGAACCAUUGUCUGAACCCGCAGAGGCCAUUUCUGAAGCUCUCAGUGCCAUGGAUUUGGUGCCAUUGCUGGGGCAUAGCUCGGUUGAGGGUUUGCCGUUGGGCAUUUGUGUCUCAUCUCCAAGCAUGAGGCACACGACAGUGACCAUUGAGGUGGAUCAGCCUGGAGACUUUCUCUUGGACAUCGACUCCAGCUAUGCCCACCGUUUUCCACCAACAACUCUGAGGAGAAGAUUGCUGUGGCGCUUAGGCUAUAGCGUGGUGGUCUUGCCAUGGUAUGAGGUCAGAAGCUGCAAUAGUGAGCAGUUGCAGCAGCUACUUCGCACGAAGCUGGCUGUUGCUCCGCCCUCGCCCUUCGUGGAGACCGCGCGGCAGGACUCCCAACGACCGGAGACUGCAGGACAUCCAUUCCUUGGACCAGAUACCAGCAGUCAAAGCAGCGAAGAUGCUAGAUCAGCCGGCAAUGGCGCCCGACUCAGGGGCCAAAUGCUGAGGCCACCUGGCUUGUGA